Messenger RNA from Helicoverpa zea (corn earworm), 3016 nucleotides. RefSeq names its product post-GPI attachment to proteins factor 2-like. Lineage: Eukaryota; Metazoa; Arthropoda; Insecta; Lepidoptera; Noctuidae. The record is from RefSeq and is a predicted model, not a curated record. Bases 424 to 1272 code for a protein of 282 amino acids. Gene Ontology annotation, biological process: GPI anchor biosynthetic process. Gene Ontology annotation, cellular component: Golgi membrane; endoplasmic reticulum membrane. The transcript has 6 exons.
UUUUUCGCUAAACAAAAACAUAUCGGAAGUUAACAUUUUACACAAUAGCUGUUAUGAGGGGUGGUCGUACCUAUUGUAUAACCCUCGCGCGACAGGGCCCAAUGCGCAUGUCCAAAUAACCUCAUACAAUCCACGCCUUAAUUCAUCCACAUAAAUUGUAACAUUGUGCUUUUUACUGGUACAAUUGCAUUCGUGAAUAAACACGAGAAAGCCUUACAUUGGUAACUUCACCAAUUAUUAAUAUCUGACAUCGAUCUGGCUACUGUAAUUUUUAAUUCAUGAAACAUCGAUGUUUCAAAAAUGUAUUUGUCUGAGUGCGAGGGGUCGUUGCAACGCUGACUGAGGUGCACAGUCGGGCUCAUGGCAAUUAGUAAAAACUAUGUGAUCGCAGUGUGUUAAAAUAUUGAGUGAGUGAAAGAUAAAAUGGUAAAUGACGCACAAGUACAGUCGCCGCCAAAUUUGGAUGUGCGUGGCGACGAACGCACAAACCAAAAGUGUGAUGUAAAUAGGAGUGUUAAAAUAUUGGAAUAUAAGGGACUGCUGUGGACAUGUGGUUUGAGGGAAAUUUGUUUAACUGCACUCUGGCUUCCAUUAGGUGCUUUAAUAUUUUGUUAUGUGACAGCGUCUAUAUUUCAAGCAGAUGACAUACAUGAAACACAUUGUAGGGUCUACAAUGUAGUGCCAUCAAUAAGUGCGAUUACCGGGAUAAGUCCUCAGAGGUAUAUUUGGAGGAUAUGCAUCGCUUUCCACUUAGGACCAAGAUUGUUGAUAGGUUCUUUAUAUUACAACUAUCACCAAGAGCGCACCUCUUAUAUUACCGAGGAAAAGGCUCGGACUGCCGCGACCAAGUUAGGGCACGCGUGCUAUUGGCUUAAUUUCAUAGAGCUGUUUGCAUUAACAGGAGUUACUUAUAUCUCCAAUAGGGAAAACUAUUUCGUUCACGAGAAGAUAUUCAUAGUGUUCAUGGUAGCGGCUUUACUGCACAUGCUGUGUCGAGCGCGCGUCGGUUGCAUCGCGAGCGACGUGGUCGAGCCUGUGAGGACAAACAAACUUGUGUGGACUCUGUUCUACGUCGCCAUCGCUGCGACCGUGGGACUGAUUAUAUUCUUCUUGCGACACCGACUGCUGUGUCGGCCGUUAGCAUUCACAUGGUUCUCAGUGUGCGAAUACAUCUUGGCGACGGCGAACAUGGCAUUCCACGCGAUUGUGGUCCGCGACCUCCCCCUACACGAACUACAAGUGGUGUGCCCUACUCACAGUAAGCCGAACUGAACGUGUACAUACAUAAUUUGAUUGUGAAUGGAAUCGGUCAGCGACAUGUAACGGAUUAUGGAUAUUUGAAUAGAAGACUAGAAUGUUUGCAUUGAAGGGCGUCUAUUAUGUCGAUUAGACAUCGAAUGUCGCACUGAGGAGCAAAUAAUUUGGGUCAGUUGCAGAACCUUCACCAUUUAAUUAUAGUCUUAGAUUAUAAAAAGGUUGAAGGGCAUAAUCCGAUUUCAUUGCUUCUGAGUGUAGACAACCCUUCUUCUUCAAACGCGUUUGAUGUAAAAUAUUGUUCAUUCGCUUGAAAAUCUGAGAUGUUCAUCAACAUCAAAGACCAGCGCGUGAUUUGAUUGAACAAGUCGCGUGAGUGUUCGUCAGUUGUUUUUACACUGGCGUGUUUAUUUGCUAAUGAUGGAGUAGUUACUCACUGUCCACAGUUGAAAAGAUUUAUUAGCGAAUGACGAGUAUUUUGAAAGUUUAGCUACUGGAUUAUGGAUUGCGAUUGUAUUUGAUUGGACCCUGCUGUUUAUAAGUAGCCUUAUGCUUAUGUAAAAAGGUUGGUAAUGUUUGUAAAUGUGGAUGUUACCAACGAUAUACAUAGUAUGUAGAUACAGCAUUUAAAUGUAUGACAAAAGUAGAAUAAGCUGAAUGAUUAAGAUAUGCAGAAUUCUAAAUUUUAUAAAGCCACUCGCUCAGUUUUGGGACGAGUUCACAUUGUAUUUAAGCAAGUUUUGUACCACCCCCCAUUUUUCUAGUGAUAGCGCUAAUGCACUAUGAAUGACCUACCUGGGGUUAAUGGAAUUUUCUAUAGAAUCCCAGAAUCUGUCUAUCAGCUCAGUGUACUCAAAUAAACUCUGUAUCUACUUAGGGCUUCACAGUAUACUUGUGGAUGUAUGCCAAAAUCAGUACCCUUAGAAGAGGAAACCAAGCCUGAUGUUCAGUUACUUCAUUCAGGAAUACAUUCGAACUUUUCAAGCUUUUUAAAUUUAUUCAUCUUCUUUUCAACAUCCAAAGAAACCUUCACCAAUCAUUUGGAAACCAGAUCCUUCUUCCUUGUCAAUUUAUGGGUCAAGUUUGAUCAAGCUUUACCAAUUAGCUGUACCUAGAAUGCUAGUUAUUAUGUACACUAAUAUUUGUCAAAAUUAAAAAUGAGGAUCUAGUUAUAAUAUAGAGAUAUAAAAAUGUAGAUAAUAAUUGCCUUAUGUAUUUAAUAAUGUGCAGUUACUCCGUUUAACAAUCCUGCAGAGAUUGCAAUCAGUGAUCCAAAGCCUGAGAAAUGCUGUGAGUUUUUAAAUAGGCAUUUUAUUAUACGUUAAAGUAAUCCACAAUUCAGCGUCUGAAAUAAAAAGAGUUAAUAAGACGAAUUAUCUCAUUUUGAACUGAAAUCUAAAUAAUUUCAACGGCCAUUUUGAAAAAAUGAUUGUCAAAAAGUGUUCGGAAAAUUGCAAACGAUUAAUUAGAAUAUUUUACAUACUUACACUAAGAAAUAGGCAUGUUAAUAAUAAUAAUUUAAUCAGUUCAGUUUAGUACUAUUGAAGUCGAUUUUACUUUGUUCUUUUUUACAAAUAACAGUUUGAUAAAAGACGAGAAAGGUACAGAAACACCAAUGUACUAGACUGGACAUUUAAUUAGUAAUUUAGUGUAACCGCAUCGUUUGUUUAGAUCCUAGGCAUUCGAGUGUGACAACUGAACUUGUGCACAUAAGUUCAAUCACGCUAGUUCAUUUGAUGAAUAAAUAUCAACUUGAGUUUGA